AGUUAAUUUCAUCAUUUAUUUUUAUUGAUGAUUCUCAACUUUAUCAUGUCUCGUAAAGUACUUUUUAUCUGUGUUUUGAAAGGUGCCAUAUAAACCUUAUCAUCAUUAUAUUGUUAUUCUUUUAACAUAUAAUUUGUGUUUUAAAGUCAUGCGAAGUGUCUGAGUUUGGAUUAUAGCCUGAGUGUAGUCUGAAUAAAUGAAAUUAGUAGGGCCUAGAUUUGUUGAGAUGCCGCUUUUAUUCUGGAGAAUUCGACCCGGAAAUCCGGUUAUGGUACGACGAAAUGAAAAUGCUGCUAAACACAAGUCGGACUCUUUAAAGCUGGAUUCCACUGCUCCGUCAAGGGAAAUACACAGAACAUGGAUCCUCCUGGCAGAUUGGAAAUCUACAUCCCAGCAGAGGCUGAGGUGAAAAACAUCCCUCUGUGGAGCUUACCAAACUCAGUGCUGAGAAGAAUGGGCCUCCCCCUGUCUGACUCUAAGGGCUCCAGGAAGCUUGCAGGCUCUCCAGAAGGCAUAUGGAUUUGUCCAGUAACCUUACGGAGGAAAGGGCAGAAACCAGCAGAAAACAUGUCCUCACUGCUGGGCAGAGAGUUUCGGGCUGCACCGGGUCCCCACCGAAUGUCUUUUGUGUCCCUCAACCGUUCAGCUUACAAGCUGCUCAAGGAUAUCACUCCUGGAAAAGGGGUCUCCACACACAGAUCUCACACCUCUCUGUUGCCUCAGGGUUCUGCACCACGGAUCUACCAAAGUGCUGUGGUCAUUUAUCACGGGAACAUUUACCUGUCCAUCAGGAAGCCCGAUCGAAGCCAGAGUAAACCAGAGGCACGUGACACACAGCCGACUGCCCAGUCCUCUAUUCCUUCAACAUCAUCAUCUAAAAGCCAGAGGAAGGAGCUGCUGAAUAACAACAGGCCCAAGAAGAAACACACCACGUGUAAAGUAACACACAGUGAAAACAAGAAAGAUGUUACACACAAGGUAAGGGACGUAUCCUCAUCCAAGACUGCUCGCUCUGUCCCUCAGUCCACUGGUAGUGUGCACAAAGUGGACAGCCACCGUCACACGGACGCCAGAGGAGAGCAGGCGGCAGAGGAAGCAGCAGCUCUGGAGCCAGCUUGGUUUCAGCCUGAGGCGGAGGAGGAGGAGGUGGUGGCCAACAAGGACAAUAGUGGAUGUGAGAUGCUGAACCUGGACGGUGAAGAAGCUGUGAGCACCAGUCAGAACAGUGACAUGGACACUAAUAUGCACAUCGAGGGUGAUGAAGGGAACCAAAGCGGCACCAGGAGAGAGCCUCUGGGUGCAGCUCAUGCCUCCACAUCACUCCUGAAGGAGUUUGACUUUGAGCAGCUGGCUAAAGAAGAGAUGAUCACUCAAAUGAAGGUCAAACUCAGACAGAACGAAGCUGCUCUCAACAACUUCCCUUCUUUAUAAUGAAACAUCAGUGAUUAGGCAUCAGUUCCACAAAAAAUAAACUCGGGUUAAGUUUAUUAGAAAGCAUUUAGGAUGAAGAUUAGUCAUGACAUCGAUUGGUUGAUCUGUGCAUUCAGCACUUUAAUCCAGAGAUGUGACAGAUAAUGUAGAGAUAGUUAUUCUUAAGCUCAUUCAAUGAGUUUGUUCACAGAUGCAUCAGUAUAACAUUUUCUAGCUCCACACCCCCAGAGGUUUUUACUUUUCUGUGCGGGCGACAGCCAGGGCCGGAGGCUUUUUGUUUCGGGUUGUCCUUCUGUACAUAUGUACGUACGUCGGUCCCAAUAUCGUGGACACGAUAUCUCAGUAACGCUUUGACGGAACUUCUUCAAAUUUGGCACCAACAUUCACUAGGACUCAAGGAUGAACUGAUAAGAUUUUGGGGGUCAAAGGUCACGUGCGCGGUGACCUUACAAAACAUCAUUUUGGCCUUGUGAACGCAAUAUCUCCAGAACUCUUCAAGGAAAUUCCUUCAAAUUAAACACAGUUGUCCACUUGGACUCAAGGAUGAACUGAUAAGACUUUGGUGGUCAAAAAACACUUUUUGGCCAUUACACAAGACUUCACACAGUAAUUAAGGCAAAAUUCCACACAAAUGGUUAAUAUUUUACAUGACUGGAUAAACAGGGGUGUAACCUGAAUUUAGUCUGAGUGGUGGAGGCAUACAAUCGUGAGGCAGUAAUUCUAGUCGAACUGAAGCUGACUCGAGUGACAUCACUCGAGGACAUGUACAGACUUCACUAUCAGACACAGAUUCUUCUGCAGACACUGAAGGCUUUUUUCACAUACUCAGUAAAACUCCCCAACACCUGGUGACAGACUUUAAUGUGUAAAAUUUGACGAGUUACUCAUCAUACACCUCAGUCUUUAUUUUCAUCACAGCCUACAUGGGUCACCAGUGGAGUGGACUGUUUCCAAACCCAUAGUCAUAAUCACACAUUCAAAAUGAGGCUGUUCUUAAAAGGUUGAAAAUUACCAAAGGGUGUGAUGUGGAGUGUGUGGCUGAGGACAGGAAAAUACUGACACUAGGUUUUCUGUAUUGUUUAGUGAGGCUGCAGAUGUUGAGUUGUCAGUCUGUUGAGAUCACUGAUUGAGUUACUGUGAUGAUCUUUUGCCUCGUGUGACUGAGAUAAAUCUUUAUUUCGGGAUCAUUACUAUUAUAUGAUGGUCACAAUGGAAACAUUAUGUUAAGUUUAAAAAUCUUUUCCUUUGGCACUUUUACUGGUUUCUUUUCUACAAUGCUUCUUCCAUUUGUUCCAUUACUACUUCUCUCCUCAUGCUUUUAUGUAAUUGAGUCCUGUAGCUGUCUGACUUUCUAUCAAAGAGCCUAAAAAAUGGUUGCUCAUCUGUUGAAUCAGUGACUCAACCUAGAGACUUUCAUGUCCAGACAAGCCUUAGAAACGCCAAAAAUGAAUCUGACUUGUGAAAGCGGCUCCCUUCAGUCCUCUAUGUCCAACCUGUCGUUGGGUUUGUUACCACGAGUUGCUCAAAUCCAGCUGCUAUGUUCUCGUGCCUCAAAUGUAAUUUAUGUUGAACAGACACAAUUACUUUAGGCCGGGUUUGUUUUUGUUGUUGUUGUUGUUGUUGUUGUUGACUUUUUCAAAUGAGAUCUCAGAGGAUGUACUUCUGUUACUGCAAAUAAAGAAAUGAGUGUGUCA
Molecule: messenger RNA, 3125 nt
Organism: Seriola aureovittata
Lineage: Eukaryota; Metazoa; Chordata; Actinopteri; Carangiformes; Carangidae
Exons: 3
Coding region: 358-1431 (357 amino acids)
Source: RefSeq, a predicted model, not a curated record